AUGGAGGCUACUUCUUCGGCACGUUCGGCGGCCUACGGGGACCGUGCUUGCUUCGAGUAUGGUGAGAUAGGGCAUAUCAAGAGGUAUUUCCCCAGACUUAAACAGAGUGGGCAAGGUACUCAGUAUCAGGCUCCCCGAGCUCCGUUUGCACCAGAUCAAGGAGGCAAGAAUCACGCACCCGCCGGGCGGGGCGGCCACACCGUGGGUAGGGGUGGUGCCCAGCCUAACCGAGGCGGUCCUCAAGCAGGUAGAGGUGGACAGCAGCCCGGCAGGGGUGGGGCUCAGACUGGUAAUGGUAAUCGCGGUGGUUCACAGGCGAUGGGAGGGCGCGGUCAUUUGUACACCUUUCCAGGUAGACCCGAGGCUGAGGCCUCCGAUGCGGUUAUCACAGAUAUGAUGUGUGAUACUCUUGACACCCCUAUUUAUGUAUCUACUUCUGUUGGGGACUCUGUGGUGGUGGAUAGCAUUUACCCUGCAUGUGUAAUUACUUCUAUGGGGAAGCUAGUAGAGAAGGAUUGUCUAGCUUAUCUGGCACAUAUCCGUGACACCAGUGCAGAUACUCUAUCUCUUGAUUCAGUUCCAGUGGUAAGCAAGUUUGCGAAUAUAUUCCCCGCGGACUUUCCUGGUAUGCCACCGAAUCGUGACAUUGACUUCAGGAUCGAUUUAGAUCCAGGUACUCGUCCUAUCUCUAUCCCACCUUAUAGGAUGGCGCCAGCAGAACUUAGGGAGUUAAAAGAGCAGUUGCAAGAUCUUCUGAUUAAGGGGUUUAUUCGCCCGAGUGUCUCUCCGUGGGGUGCUCCCUUACAGGGAGCCUCGGUGUUCUCUAAAAUCGAUUUAAGUUCAAGGUACCAUCAGUUGAAGAUUCAGCCAGAAGAUGUUCCUAAAAUCAAUUUCGGACCAGGUCCUGUUUUGAUGCAGAAAAAGAAGGUGAUUUCUUAUGCUUCUCGUUUGCAGCAUGUGUUCACCCAGAGGGAUCUAAACUCUAGAAAGCGGAGAUGGAUGGAACUACUGAAGGACUUUGAUAUCACCAUUUUGUAUCACCCUAGUAAGGCAAAUGUAGUAGCUGACGCUUUGAGCAGGAAGUCGGCUAGUAUGGGAAGUCUAACCUGCUUGAUUUCUUCUGAGUGUCCAUUCGCUAGAGAGGUUCCGACUCUGGCUAGCAGUUUUAUGAGACUGGAUAUUUCUAACACAGGCAAAGUGUUGGCUUGUGUGGAGGCUAGGUCGUCAUUUUUAGAGCAGAUUAAGGCAAACCAGUUUGAGGAUGCUAAGUUGUGUAAAAUAUGUGAUAAAGUAUUGUGUGGUAAGGCCAAAGAGGUCGUGAUUGAUGAGGAAGGCGUGCUGCGAAUCAAAGGGCGAGUAUGUGUGCCACGUGUGGGCGACUUGAUCAAGACCAUUCUGACAGAGGCUCAUAGUUCGAGGUCUCCUAUUAGAUGGUUUGAUGCAUUCGAGGUGAGGCCGUGGGGUACCGAUAUUCUGAGAGAGUCCUUAAAGAAGGUGAAGGCGAUUCAAGCCAAGCUUCUGGCAGCGCAGAGUAGGCAGAAGGAGUGUGCGGACCACAAGGUCCAAGAUCUUAAGUUUGAGGAAGGAGAAAGAAGUGCUUUUGAAGGCGUUCAUCCGGUGUUCUAUGUGUCGAUGUUGAAGAGGUACCACGGUGAUGGUUCCUACAUAAUCCGUUGGGAUUCAAUUUUGUUAGACGAGAAUUUGUCGUAUGAGAAAGAGCCCGUUGCUAUCUUAGACAGGGAUGUUCGCAAGUUGAGGUCCAAGGAAAUAGCUGCUGUGAAAGUUUAG
Molecule: messenger RNA, 1788 nt
Organism: Lycium ferocissimum
Lineage: Eukaryota; Viridiplantae; Streptophyta; Magnoliopsida; Solanales; Solanaceae
Exons: 8
Coding region: 1-1788 (595 amino acids)
Source: RefSeq, a predicted model, not a curated record